UCCGGAAAUUCUUAGAAUGCAAAACCCAAAUCACUUCACCCCAGAAAAAAGGACAGAAAAGUUCAAAGCUUUUCUCCAUCUGGGAUUUUGGGUUUCUCGUUUCUGUCAGAUGAAGUGCGAUUGAAGGUCUUCAUCUGCAUCUCCCCGGAAGACGAAAUCGUUAUGAUACCCAGAUCCACUAUCAUCGUCUUUUCUCCAUUUCCCCAAGUUCUUGCCGAGAUAGCAACGAUUUCGUCUCGCCUGUUGUUCGCAUUCUGAAAAUUCUAGCUAAAAUCGUUUGGGAAAUUGCGUCCGGUCUACUGAAUUGUGCUGGUGUGGAAGGGAUCUACUUUUCCCCCCGUCAAUUGUGGUAUCUGGGUUCGAUGUUUGAGAAUGUAAGUCGAGCUAUCACUGUAGGAUUCUUGAUGGAUUUAGCAUCACAGGGGCUUUGAUUUUGAACUGUAAAUCAUGUUCUUUACGUGCAUAGUGAACCGUGGUUUAUGCAUACAUGGUGGGUUUUGAAUUUGUGUUGAAUGAUUAAUCCGAACCCAGGAAUUCUUCACAGAUGCAAAUAGUCAGUGUACUGUGAAUUCAUUAGGUUUGUAGUGAUGUUCUUUUGGGUGUUCUGUUCAUGUCAAUGUGAGUUGGCGUUAGUCAAGGAUUACCAGAUCAUACAAAAGGCUAUCUAUGAUGCAGCCAGUGGAUUUGAGAAAGAUAGAACAAGACACUGGCUAUUCCAAGGACAGCUUGUUUCACAUGUCGAUGCAUUCAUUUUCUGAUGUUGUUUGAAACUCUUUAAGGUUGUCCCUGAAGAAUUUCUCGCAGGACAAGCAGGCGUUGUAAUGUGUAUUCUGAAAGGGCAAAUGGAGCGCAUCAUUCUCGUUCUUUCCCAUGUGAUCCUAUAAAAGAAAGCAAACAAAAACGUCCUAAACAAAUCAUUUAGAUGUCCGAUUAUGCAUUUUGGACAGAGGAGUGGAGCAGGAUAUAUCUCCAACUAAUGCUUGAGCAAAAGAAUAAUGGGAAUUGGAAGGGAAAUAACCUAUCUUCCAUUGGGAAGCGGAACGUGGUAGAGCAGUUUAGCCACAUAACUGGGAAUAGUUGGAACUGGUCGAAGUUUAAAAACAGGUAUGAAUGGUUCCGGAAGCAUUUUGAGAUGUACAGGGAGCUAACGAGUAGGGAUGAUUCUCGUGAACUGGUCAUCGAUCCAGAGUCUGGUUGUCUCUCCAUGGGUGAUGCCUGGUGGGAGAAGAAACUAAAGGACUUCCCGAGAGCUGCAAUGAAGCUGCGGAAGAAUCCUCUCCACGAUAUCUUGCUGCUGGAAAAGGUCUUCCAUGGAACAACAGUAGCUGCCUACAAGGGUUGGAGACCCUCCAUAGAACCAAAAGGGUCAGAUCCCAAUCCCUUGGAAGUGGACUCCGGGGACUCAAACCACCCGUCUUCUGACCAAAAACGUAACAACAGCAGUUCAGAGAAGCGGACCAAACCGGUUGAUCAGAGUACAUCAGACACCAGACCAGCCAAGAAACCGAACAAGAAGAACAACAACAAUGUUAUUUCUGAGUCACUGCCUAAAUCCACGACUGAGAACUCUCUCGGGAAAGAUCCGUAUGGAAUCACGAGCUGCAUGGAAGUUUUAUGUGAUCUGAAAGAAGUAAAUAUGGGUUGCAGGCUGUGGUGGGCGGCCGUGGACUUGUUUGAGCAGAGAGCUGAGAAACGAGAGACCUUUGUCGCAAUCCCAUCUCAAGAACUCCGAGCUCAGUGGCUCGAACGUACAUUGGGCAUUUCACGGCACGAUCAUGGAUCAUAACAGUUGAGUUCCUUUGACUGUUAUUCUCCUUGUUUCUCCUCUACUUAUUGUAACUAUUGUAGUUGUAGUAUAUAUUAUUGUUUGUUUGUAUGUCCACUUGUAGAAAUGGUUUCCACCCAAUUAGAUUUUUUCACAUUCAGACAUAAUCUACCACUUUCUCCUC
This is a messenger RNA of Tarenaya hassleriana, 1949 nucleotides long. RefSeq lists its product as uncharacterized. The transcript has 3 exons. NCBI's taxonomy places the organism in Eukaryota, Viridiplantae, Streptophyta, Magnoliopsida, Brassicales, Cleomaceae. The record is from RefSeq and is a predicted model, not a curated record. Bases 923 to 1786 code for a protein of 287 amino acids.